Drosophila serrata is the source of this 2828-nucleotide messenger RNA. RefSeq names its product serine/threonine receptor kinase thickveins (gene tkv). Gene Ontology annotation, molecular function: ATP binding; transmembrane receptor protein serine/threonine kinase activity. Gene Ontology annotation, cellular component: plasma membrane; signaling receptor complex. The record is from RefSeq and is a predicted model, not a curated record. Gene Ontology annotation, biological process: cellular response to growth factor stimulus; protein phosphorylation; cell surface receptor protein serine/threonine kinase signaling pathway. Lineage: Eukaryota; Metazoa; Arthropoda; Insecta; Diptera; Drosophilidae.
CACGCGCUGGUAUUGUUUAUUUGUGCUGUUAACGCGAAUUGGGAUAAAAAUGUUUUGUUUUUUGUUAGUUUUCGGUGUAAACGUGAUUUUUGUGCAUUUAACAACUGGUGAAUUCAGUGCGAAUGUUCCGCCAGACGUUGAAGCUAUGGCAGCCGCUGCUCUAAGCGGCAUGGAAAUGGGAUCUGGACCAGGAUCAGAGGGAUACGAAAACGCCGACUACAACGAUGAAAAACCGAAAAAGGCCAUGGAAAGUGCCCGCUCAUUGACCUGCUACUGCGAUGGCAGCUGUCCGGACAAUGUGAUCAAUGGAACCUGCGAGACCAGACCCGGAGGCAGCUGCUUCAGCGCUGUCCAGGAGCUGUACGAUGAGACGACUGGCUUGUAUGAGGAGGAGCGCACAUAUGGAUGCAUGCCACCCGAAGAAAACGGCGGCCUUCUAAUGUGCAAAGUGGCCGGUCCCCAUCUGCAUGGCAAGAACAUUGUCUGCUGCGACAAGGAGGAUUUCUGCAACCGCGACCUGCAUCCCACAUACACACCCAAGUUGACCACUCCGGCGCCAGAUCUGCCCGUGAGCAGCGAGUCCAUGCACACGCUGGCCCUCUUCGCCUCCAUCGUCGUCUGCCUGUCCGUUCUAAUGAUGAUCCUGUGCAGCGUCUGCUUCACGUACAAGCGACGCGAGAAGAUGCGAAAGCAGCCACGUCUCAUCAGCUCCAUGUGCAACUCGCAAUUGUCGCCGCUGUCGCAGCUCGUGGAGCAGAGCUCGGGCUCCGGAUCGGGACUGCCGCUUCUGGUGCAGCGAACCAUUGCAAAGCAGAUCCAGAUGGUGCGACUGGUGGGCAAGGGACGGUAUGGCGAGGUCUGGCUGGCCAAGUGGCGGGAUGAGCGAGUGGCCGUCAAGACGUUCUUCACCACCGAGGAGGCUUCCUGGUUCCGCGAGACUGAGAUCUAUCAGACAGUGCUGAUGCGUCACGAGAACAUCCUCGGCUUCAUUGCAGCCGACAUCAAGGGCAAUGGAAGCUGGACACAGAUGCUAUUGAUUACAGACUACCAUGAGAUGGGCAGCCUGCACGAUUACCUCUUGUCGGUGAUUAAUCCACAGAAGCUACAGCUGCUGGUAUCCCUGGCCUCGGGCUUGGCCCACCUGCACGACGAGAUCUUUGGAACACCAGGCAAACCGGCGAUUGCCCAUCGUGACAUCAAGAGUAAAAAUAUACUGGUGAAGAGGAAUGGUCAGUGUGCCAUUGCUGAUUUCGGACUGGCGGUCAAGUACAAUUCGGAACUGGAUGUGAUCCAUAUUGCACAGAAUCCCCUAGGCACACGGCGUUACAUGGCCCCAGAGGUGCUGAACCAGCAGCUGGAUCCCAAGCAGUUCGAGGAAUUUAAGCGGGCGGACAUGUACUCGGUGGGUCUGGUGCUGUGGGAGAUGGCCCGUCGCUGCUACACACCCAUUUCGACCAAGACGACCACCUGCGAGGAUUACGCCCUGCCCUACCACGAUGUGGUGCCCUCGGAUCCCACGUUCGAGGACAUGCACGCGGUAGUUUGUGUCAAGGGCUUCCGGCCGCCAAUACCAUCGCGCUGGCUGGAGGAUGAUGUACUGGCCACCGUCUCCAAGAUCAUGGCGGAGUGCUGGCAUCCGAAUCCAACCGUCCGCCUGACGGCGUUGCGUGUGAAGAAGACGCUGGGGCGGCUGGAGACGGACUGCCUGAUCGAUGUGCCCAUGAAAUUGUCUAGAGUCCCGCCGUUUUAGGUUUGACCUAAGUUGCAUUUAGUUUUUCUGUUUUCUAUUGAUGAAUGAAUGAAUGAAUGCCUUGUUGUUCCAACCGGAACAUCCUCUAGUUAGGUUCUAAACGUAAGCAGCCUGUACUUGAGCGGAGCAAGGCAGAGAGGAUUAUCCUCGAGAGGUGCCUAUUCUACCGAUUACUUUAAUCGCUGCACUGAUUGUAGGCUAGAGCUUAGGGUUAAAGCUUCGAUAUAAGUUGAGUUUAGGAGCAUGGUAGGCUCCCCUGCAAAAUCUUUGGUUAGAAAAAUGCUUUAACUAUUUGAGAAAUAUAUAGGGAGUAUAUAUAUAUAUAUAUAUUUAUGUAAAUAAGUAAUUGAACUAAAAUCAAUCGGAAUCGAAAUUUAAAUGUAACAUAAAAUAUAGUUUUUGUGCCAGCUUUUGUACGCUUUAUUAACGUUACAAAUUAAGCCCCCUGAGGCCUUAGCCUCCACAUACAACACAUUUAUAUAUUUAUAUACUGUAUAUGCAUAUGUAUUUAUGUGUUAUGUUUGUGCUUAGUGAUUAAGUAACACAGACUUUGCCGACUUGUGUGUGUGCAAGUGAAUGCUGCCUUUUGUAAAAUCCAUGGAAUUAGUUGCCUUAAGACACGAGUGUAAAGACAGGAGAAUACCAGACAGAAGGAUACCAGCCUGACCCAACCUUCCUUUUCUAUAUUAGCAUAUAUUUUGCGUACUAGAGAUAUACAAUAUGUAGAACCUGAAGUAGUUCGGUUCCUUUUGUUUUCCUUUCUUUUUUGUUUUCCCUUUUGUAAAUAGCAAAGAUGUUUAUAGGCCGCUAAUCAUACAGAUACAUAUAGUAUAUAUAAAUUAUAUAUUAUCGUUAUAAGCGAUUCUGUAAAUACUAUAUAUGUUAUGUAUCUUUAUCUGUAACCGUAUAUCUUAUCUCUUAUCGUUCUUGUAUCGCGUAACCUUGUUUAAGCUAGAGUUAGACAGUAAUCGCUAGCCCCUAAGAACAACGAUUAACGAGUAAUGUAAGCUAGUUGGAUAUGUAUCUAUAAGGCGAUAUUUCAGUUCAGUUUAGUUUCUUUUCUGUUUCAUUAUUACUG